AUGACUUCCACUUCUUACUCAACUAGUUUAAUCGGCUAUAGCGCACUCUGGCAAUUACUCAAAGGUUUAUUGGUCUCCGUGUGGACAUGUGUUGUGAUGUUGGCUGAACAAUCGUAUGAAGGUUGUGUGCUGGAUUUGAAUGGAUACUUUUUAAUGCAUGAGAAUAUACUUGAUUUACAUAAUUUAUAUGAGAGGGACAAUCAGAGUGUUGGCAUUCCUGCUGUUGCUUCUUCUAAGGGUGUUGCUGCCUUACCAAAACCAAUUCUCGUCAGAACCAAAUCCAUUUCCAUCUCUCCAAUAUCAAAGGUUGCUUCCUCUUCAAAACUUCAACCAAUCCUGAUGAAACAAGCUUCCAAUCUUCACUUGACCAUUCCAAUUAUUUCGGUACAACAAGAAGUAGAGCCAUCGAUUCCAAAACUCAAAAAGAGUCCUUCCAAGUCAAUUGUCCACACUACCAACACAAGAUUCCAUCAAAUUACUCCACCAAUUUCUCCUCUUGGCAACUUUACAUUCCCAGCUGUGAGCUCCAAUUCACAAACUCUGUUAGUUCCUCAAUUCGAGCUUUUGAAUACUCCACCUCCACAACAAUCUGCCACCAAUCAAGAUUUCAAAUCCACUUCUUUCCAUACUACUAGUAAGAAGAGACUUUCAUUUUCUGCCUUCUCAUACGAAUUUAAUUCAACAACAACAACAAGAGGUAGAGCUGCCACCAUUCAAACUAUUGUUCCAAAGCCAGUCAUUGAAAUCAAACGAAUCAAAUCCAACUCUCACAUGUAA
This is a messenger RNA of Naegleria gruberi, 777 nucleotides long. RefSeq lists its product as uncharacterized. The transcript has a single exon. Lineage: Eukaryota; Heterolobosea; Eutetramitea; Acrasida; Naegleriidae. Bases 1 to 777 code for a protein of 258 amino acids. The record is from RefSeq and is a predicted model, not a curated record.